AUGGAAUAUGUGGACCUUGAACAUGGUACUAGAUUUCUCAUCUGUCAAGGGCUGUUUUGCAACAAGCUUUCCAGUAAUUAUAUGGAUAAGAAAAUGGCUUACCAACCAUCUUUCUUUGAAAUAUUUAAAGCUCAGUGCAGUGAAGCAGAUUUAGGACCUAUAAGUCUGAACUGGUUUGAAGAACUCAGCUCAGAAGCUCCCCCUUAUGAGCCCAAAUUACUAGGAGAACUUCAUGGUCAUGCUGAAUGGCUUGAUGAAGCUUCUUUUAAAAGUCCAAGGACAAAGCCCUCUACAUACAGCCAGCUGGCUUCAACUCCACUAAUUUUUAAAGAGCAAAGUACAAUAUUGCCACCUUCUCCUUUACUUUCUCCUGGAAAAGAACUGGAUCAGAAUACAAGUGAGACUUCCAAAGAGAGUUUGAUCAGUCCAAGAAUCAUAAGAACAAAAAUAGAUCAAGGAAAUGAAAUAUUUGCUUCUCCUGUUGGUACCUGUCAUGUUGCUAGUCCAGCUAUUUUAAGGAACACUUACAGGACUCCCCAGAGAAGUAGUAUUCCAGGACCAUAUGGAAGCUUGUUUUGCACACCAAAACUUUUGGGGGUCCGAACUCCAAACCGUAUUUCUGAAAGUCUGGGAGCAGAAGUGGAUCCCGAUAUGUCCUGGUCGAGUUCUUUGGCCACACCUCCAACACUGGGUGAAACAGUGAUAAUAGCAAGAGAGAAUGAUUCUAUUUCUGAAGGAAAGCAACAAGAUGACAGAGCUGAGAGGGUUUCACAUGUUUUUUUCUCCAAACCUGAUAAAUGUCUUGGGACGACUGAUACAAGUGUACAGUCUGUACUAGAGGCAAUAAAACUAGAUCAUGAAGAUUUGGAGUCCGAGAAGACGCUAGGUGGCUCCUUUAGCGACAUGGAGAGUUUUGAGGAUGCGCUCGGCGAGCCUGCCAGAGCCAGUGGAAGCCUCCUGCGUGUGCCAAAUGUCCUGGAUGCAGCAGAGAGACAUGAAAUAACCACAGAGAAAGCACAUGGAGAGCUGGGCGUUUCUUCCGAACAGCACAUUAGAAAGCAGACUGGCAGUUCACAGGAAGUGGUAACAACUAGCUGGACUGAGGAAAAGCACUCUGAAAUGAAGGAUUCUUUAUUUCAGGAAACAGAUGAAGAUAGGAGGUGUGUUAAACAUGCCUGUUUAAUAGGACAUGAAAAGGCAUUGAAGACAUUUAAGAUCACAACAGAUGUGCAAGAUAACAGAAUACAGAAGUCACCUGAGAACAAGAAGCUUGUGAGAGAAGACCUGUCAUCUUCACCCAGUCAGUGGUCUCAGCUGAACUUAUCUGGUCUGGAUGUAACUCACUUGGAAAUGUCUAUAUGUAGCUCUCCGUCAUCUGACUUAAGCAGAGAGAAAAAUUUAGAAGAGAAAUCGGUAUUAAUGACCAAAGAGGAAGCUGUAGAAACAUCUUUUUCCAAUACUUCAAGUCUGUUAAAAGCACAAGAGCUGUUGAGUGUCAAUUUGUCAGAAAAGCACUAUGAAGUGAAAAAUUCUGAGAACAACCCAACACUGGAAAUACCUCCAGUAAAAUCUGUGUCUAUGAGUAUUCAAGAUUCAAAGUUAAUAAAAGGAUUUGCUGCUGAAAAGGUUUCCAAAGUGAGCUUUAUAGACUAUAAUUCUAUUUUAAUUGAAAGUACAAAUGUCACAGAGUAUGCUGUAGUCUACAACAGUAGCUUUUCCAGGCAUUUAAAAGCAACUUCUAAAUCUGUCAUAACUGAUGUUCUGUCUCAUCCACUUGUAUGUAGCCCUAGAGCUCCAGAUAAUUGCAGCGACCUACAUUUAACAAAUAGUGAAAAUACUUUUACAGAAUCUGACUUUAAAAGGCUGAAUAUGUUAUCCAGCUUGAAAAAAAGAUCCAAGAGAUUUAUUUAUACAAUAAAUAACACUUUACUGUAUCAAGAAGAAAAAAUUCAGAGAGAACUAACCUCUGAAUCACCUAUUAACACAUUGCCAUCCUCGGAAUUUGAUUCUUGUGAAUUCACAAGUUGUCACGUGGCCAGAGGGGAUGAUCAAGGCUCCUUGGUUUCUCCUGAGAGAAGGCAUUUUCAAUCAAAUAUCAGGGAAAAUAAUUUCAGCACUUGUACUGUAAAAAUGGGUGUAAUGGAUAACUCAUUUGCUAACACCUCCAACAACAGACAGAAGCAACAGGAACUGAAAGAGAAGGAGGGAAAUGCAAGAGAGCAUCAGCCUGUUACAUCACUAAAAUGCUUAGAAAUAUCUAAUACUUUGAAAGAAAACAUGACAGAGUCUUCAAAUAGUGAAAGUAUUUCAAAUAUAAAACGUAAAGUUCUAACUUCAGCACGUCUCAUGGCAAGAAAGCACCCUAGGCUCCUGCCUAAAGGCCGUGGCUUAGAGAAAGGCAAGGAGGAUAUGCUUAGGAGUAUUAAGGUGAGUGAUGGAGCUGUUGUGCCUCAGAGCCUUGAAGGGCAGCUUGCAGAGUCUUCUCUUCACAAUAAUGAAUGCUUGGUUGAUGUGAAGCAUGACACAACACCCAUGACAAACUGUAGUUUCAAUAAUACCUCAAGUCAAAUCAACUUGGACAUAAAUAAGGUCAGUAGUAAUUGUUGUAAUAAAAUGUCAUCUGAAAAAAAACCUGCCACAGACCAGUUGUCAACAGCUGAGUAUAGAGAAAUACCUGCACCUUUGGGAUUAAAAGGCUCCGAAAAGUGUAAUACUGAGUUAAAACAAGGGGAAAAAAUAGAUGUAGCUUCCUUUUCAGAAAUUAUAGCUGCCAGUGAAGAUAUAAGGUCAAUGGAAAAUGAGGAAAGCAACCUUCAAGCAACUGCUUGCAAUAGUAUGGAUGUAGAGAGCGCUAAAGAAUUCUUGGGUUGCACAGUUGAUAAUUCUUUAAAUGGAGCAAUUUCUACAAACGAUCAACAAGUAAAACCUGUAAAUUUCAACAAAAAUCCAGAUGAAAACCUAGAACAUAAAGAGAGAUGGUUGAGAAAUCUGAAUGAAUGCAAUUUAAAUCUGAGAUUUGGUGGCUUUCAAACUGCAUCCAAUAAGCAGAUUAAAUUCUCUGAAGAGAGUUUAGCAAAAGGCAAAAUAUUGUUCAGAGAGAUUGAGAAUGAAUGCUUUGAAGCCCCUUCCAUGGCAAGAGUCAGAAAUACUUCAGAUCAAGUUAAAGAGGAAAAUGCGGUUUUCUCACCUGUGGAAAGCAAAUUGGACAGUAACUUAUCUGAUUCUUUAGGUUCACGGGCAAGUUUUCUUGAACCAAGUCAUAUACAGUUUGUUCCACAUAAAGUUGAUCUACAUACAAAUUUUCCUAUAAGUCAACAGUUCUUGCAAGAACCAAGUCAAACUUUGACAGCAAGCCAAGAGGCUGAAAUUGCUGAACUUUCUAGUAUCUUGGAGGAGACUGGCAGCCAAUUUGAGUUUACACAGUUUAGAAAGCAAAGUAACACGUUACAAAGCCAUGCUACUCAGCAGGGUGAAACUGGAGAAACAGGUGGAAUAACAAAUGUAGAAAAUACUUCUACAAUGUGGAAAGAUACUGAUUUUUGUAAUGCUCUUAAAUCUGAAAAUCAAGUUAAAAAUAGCAAGUAUUGUAAUAAGCAGGAAGUCACUAAUGAAGAAUCUGAUAUGAUGGAAUGUGAAAAAGAGAACAAAAUAGUUCCCCAUAAAAAUAAUGAAGUUACUUUUACUCACUUAGAUGGAAAUGGAAGCAGCAUGUCUGAUGGUCAGAGCUUUCCCGUGCCUAAUUUUGUGGGCUUUACUUCAGCUGGAGGUAAAAGAAUAAAUAUUUCUAAAGCAGCUCUCACCAGGUCUGCAGAGCUGUUCAGGGACUUGGAUGAUGAUAACUACUUAUUUAAAUCUCCUAAAACUAAUACCAGAUGCCAGAGUUCAAAUGGAUAUAAAUCUUUUGACUGCAAUUUUUUCAGAUGCCAAAACCAAACCAGCAGAAAGAAAGUUUGUGUUACAAACUUUAAAAGUCCCGAUUCCUUCACAGGUUCUGUUUCCCUCCAUUCAGAGAAAAAAUAUGAGGAAAAUAUUAGGAAAAUGCCAUUUAGGGAAAAUACAGAAAAAUGGACAAAAAGGUCAAGAAAUGACCACCAACAUGUCAAUUUUGAUUGUACUGACGAUGCUACGUAUUCUGCCUCUGAUAUGGAAACCACUCUGACAGCCAUUGAAAAUCACAAUCAGCAUCUGAAAACUUCUAAGCAACUUCUGACUCAAGGAGAUUGCCCAGCUGAAGGCAUUUUGCAAGAAGACUCAUUAGCUGUGAUGUGUCUAGGAGGUGCUACUGCAACUGGAGAAAAACAUAGUUUCAGUGUAUCUAAUGAAAUGGAAAAAUCAAUUCCUAGUCAGAAAGGACAAGAGAGAAAUCCAGAAAAUAAAUACUUACCACAAAGCUUGCAAACUGUAGCUGAUGGAGAUAUACCCAUUUCUGCUGCAUCUUUGUCUGAUUCUGUGUGCUUGCUCAAGGUAAAAUGUGGUGAAAGAGAUGCAAGUGUUUCAGAGACCUCUGAUAAACAAAAGACAAGUAUUAGAAAUAUGGAAGAAGCAGACCCUGCCACUGAUGAGAACCCGUGUGUGAACCACAGCAAAGCAAAAACAGGCUCUUACCAUGAUCAGAUACCUUUUCAGCAAGAGAGGGAUGCUGAAGAAAAUGUAGUUAAAGGGAUUUAUCCAGCUGGUUUCCAUACUGCCAGUGGGAAGAAAAUAACAAUUUCUGAUGAAUUUUUGGCUAAAGCCAAACAGUUUUUUUCAGAAGAAAAUGUUGUUUUAGGAAAGAAGCAGAAUGAAAAUUUUGAGCAGCCCCCAAAGAAAAGGAUGUGUAGUAGAGACUGUGUUGAAGACUGGGAUUCUUGUAUUGAAAGCACUGCUAAGUGUGAUCCAGAAACGCUUGACUUCAGUGAAAACUUUCUUCAUAAAGAAACCGGAGAUCAGUUUAAGCAGACAGUAGAGCACAGUCCCUUUAAACAAACUGUUAUUCUUGAUACAGUUCAAAAAGACACAUUUGUCAAUAUAGGUAAAGAUUAUGAAAAAAAUGCUGGAAUUCGACAUGCACAAAAAGAAGCUGAUGUUAGACUUGAGAAGUUUCAAUCAGAAUAUUUGCCUGGAAAGGACAGCGAUGCUUUAAGGGGAACUUCAUUGUCUGAGGAUGAAAAACUAUUUGCUGACAGAGAUGAGGAAUACUUGGACAAAAAGGGUGGCCAUUCAGAAAACACACAUAGUUGUCCUGUGCAGUCAGCUGUCUCUCUGCACUUAAUGAAAGUAUCAAAUGACCUUGCAGAUGAUUCUGUGCUUAAAGAUGCAAAAAAUGCUAUGUUUGUUGAGGACAGCAAAAAUAAAUGUAAACCAUCCCUCCUCUUUACUUACAACAAGGGUGUUUCAAAAAGUAGCUCUUCCCAUUUGAAUUGUGACAGCAAGGAGUUUGGCUUGGAACAUCUAAAUGAGUCUUGUCUUGAUGCAAACUGCUUCACAAACGCCACAGUUACUGCCCACCAAGAACAGUCCCUAGCUGGUGGACUUGAAGACGAAACUAAUUUGACCAGAUUAGAAGAAACAUCACAUAGUUUUAAUCUGGAAAAACAAAUGGGUGAUUUGAAACCAAUUAUGAUCUGUACAGCCAAAGGUAAAGCAGUUACUGUUUCAGAAAAUGCUUUAGCAAGAGUCAGACAAAUAUUUCAAGAAGACAAAUCUGUAAAAUCUAAACCUGGAACUAAGUCAAAAACUAAUGAGAUGGAAGUUGCUGCAAAUUCAUCUUUCAUUGUUCAUGCUCAGUGUCCUGAUUCUGCUGAACUCUUCAAUGCUGCAAAAAACAAGGAGACUAAUUCAUUUGCUUCCCAUUUCACUAAAGUAAAUGAGAAUGCAGGUGAAAAUGGUCACUGUGAUACAAAGAUGCUCACAGAUGCAGAGUCUGUUCCAGAUUCUCAGAUGCAGUUUAGUGAACAGAAUGCAAAGCUUUUAGGACAUUUGCCCAUGCGAGACAAGCACAUAAAGCCAUCAGUUUCUUCUGUAAGUAAUCUUGGAUUUUUUAGUACAGCAAGUGGUAAACCAGUACAAUUAUCAGAAGAGUCACUAAGGAAAGCUCGGCAGCUCUUUUCUGAAAUGGACAAUAAUAGUUCCUCACAUCUGCAAGAAAUACUUCCAGUUGAGGAAGGUGUUGACAAGUCUGAAGUGAGCACGGAAGCAGUUCCUAAGAAAACGGGGCUAGUACUGCCAAAAGGGAGAGAAAGUUCCAAUACCGACUUGAUUUUACAUCCUGCUUUUGGGUUCAGCACUGCAAGUGGAAAGCACGUAAAAGUCUCUGAAAAUGCCUAUCAGAAAGCAAAGGCCAUUUUAAAAGAUUCUGAUGACUUUGUAAGCAAUAUACUUUGCACUACAAAUCAACUUGGCUCAACUAAAGAGAGCACUCAAUCUACAAAAUCUGUAACUGAUUGCAAUGAUGCAGCCAAAAUCGUAGAUAAAGUGAUUUUGGAACCCAAAGUUGAAGAGAGCUUCAAUGAAGAACUUGAAUUAGAAAACAUCUACUCAGAGGAAAUGAAGCCUCUUGCAAGCACUCACUGUGUUAAAAUGCCUGAGUAUGUUCCACAUAGUAUGAAAAAUGAGCAGCUAAUGUUGUUUAAAAAUAGUUUUCAGCAAGAGGGGACUUCACCUCUAGGAGAAGGGCAGCACAGUCUGGAGAAGGAGCCAAAGUCUGAAGCAGUUUCACGCAGUUCUGUGGCUAAAGCAGAACUGAAUAUUAACCGUGCGUGUUUCCAGCCUCCAAAAACUCACUUGGAGGCAGUAGAAAGUGCCAAAGCUUUUACGGAAGAUGAUCUUGCAGAUUCUGGAGCACGAGUUAAUGCCUCACGAUCCUUCAGCAGCAGAAUGCUGGAUAAAAGCUUUCCAAAUAGGAUGGUUGGGAAGAGGCACCUGGAAGGAUAUGCCUUGCUAGGAGAACCUCCAAUUAAGAGAAAAUUGCUACCUGAAUUUGAUAGAACAAAGAAUCCCACUAAGUCUUUGAAAGCUUCGAAGAGCACCCCUGAUGGCAUUUUCAAAGACAGAAGAAAAUUUAUAUACAAUGUUCCUUUAAAACCUGUAACUUGUGGACCUUUUGGUGCUACUAAAGAGCGACAGGAAGUCAAGACUCCUACCUUUACUCUACCAGAUCAAGACUUAAAAGGAUUUAAAUCCAAACCUGCCAUUUUUCAGCACUGUGCCCUAAGACAGUCGUUUAGUGGUACCUCAGGGACUUCUACUCCACGUAAGGCCUUGGCUGAAGAGACUGAAGAACCCAAAAGUUUAUACAAACCUGGCAAAAGUGUUAAAACUUUUACUCCACCCUUCAGAACAAAGCUGACUUUUACUACAGAUGAACAAGACCACCCCGGCACAUGUGACUCAUUGGUGAGCAAAAAUAGGACUAAAGAGAGGGAAAUAAAUCAGAGCACAGUUGAACAAAACACUGUUGAAGCUCACCAAGCCCAAUCAGAGGGCAGCAGUUACAUCCUACAAGCAGCAGACACUGACUUAGAAAAUGACAAUUCAGUUGUGAACAAGAUGGUGACAAGUCUCCACUGUGCAAGAGAUCUGCAGGAAAUGAGAAUUAAAAAGAAAUAUAGACAAAAUAUUAGUGCACAACCAGGCAGUCUUUAUGUCAUAAAAACCUCUGCGAGAAAUAGAAUCUCUUUGAAAACUGCAGUAGAAGAGAAGUUUCCUAGUUCUUAUUCUGCAGAACAGCUUUACAAAUAUGGUGUUUCAAAAAGUUGCAUAGAAGUUAACAGCAUGAAUGCAGAGUCUUUUCAGUUUAUCAUGGAAGAAUUCUUCAGUAAGGAGUAUUUACUAGCAGGACAUGGGGUACAACUUGCUGAUGGAGGAUGGCUAAUACCUACAGAUGAUGGGAAAGUGGGGAAAAGGGAGUUUUACAGAGCCCUCUGUGAUACUCCUGGCGUGGAUCCCAAACUAAUAACAGAGGCAUGGGUUUACAAUCACUAUAGGUGGAUUGUCUGGAAACUGGCCGCCAUGGAAGUGUCUUUUCCACAUGAAUUUGCUAACAGAUGUUUGACACCAGAAACAGUGUUGUUGCAAUUAAAAUACAGAUAUGAUUUGGAAGUUGAUAAAAGUAAACGAUCAGCAAUCAAAAAAAUAAUGGAGAAAGAUGAUACGGCAGGUAAAACACUCGUGCUGUGCGUAUCCAAAAUCAUUUCACUGAGCACCAUUGUAUCUCUUAGCAGUAGUAAUAAGAGCAUGGAAAAUAAAAAAGAAGGAGCAAUAAUUGAAGUUACGGAUGGCUGGUAUGGGAUUAGAGCGCUCCUGGAUCCGCCCCUCCAAACCUUCGUGCUCAGAAGGCAGCUGACUGUUGGGCAGAAGGUCAUAGUACAUGGAGCAGAGCUCGUUGGCUCGCAGGAUGGAUGUGCACCACUGGAAGCCCCAGAUUCCCUUAUGUUAAAGAUUUCAGCAAACAGUACUCGACGUGCCCGCUGGAAUGCAAAGCUGGGGUUUCACCGGGAUCCCAGGCCCUUCCCUCUGCCCCUGGCAUCGCUGUACAGUGAGGGCGGCGCAGUGGGCUGUGUCGAUGUUGUUAUUCAGAGAACUUACCCUGUUCAGUGGAUGGAGAAGACAUCCUCUGGCUCUUACGUGUUUCGUAACAGUCGAGCUGAAGAAAGGGAAGCUGCCAAGCACGCAGAGGAGCAACAAAAGAAACUGGAAGCUUUGUUUGCAAAAAUUCAAGAAGAAUAUGAAAAGCAUGAAGAGAGAAGUAGCAGAAGAGCACUGAGAUCACGCAUAGUCACAAGGCAGCAAAUCCAUAAUUUGCAAGAUGGUGCAGAACUUUAUGAAGCAAUUCAGAAUGCAUCUGAUCCUGGCUAUAUGGAGGGGUAUCUAAGUGAAGAGCAGUUAAAAGCUUUGAAUGCUCAUAGGCAGGUGCUGAGUGAUAAAAAGCAAGCUCAGAUACAGGCAGAAUUCAAGAAGGCAGUAGAGUCUGCAGAGCAGGAAGAACACGGAUGUUCCAAAAGGGAUGUGUCUGCUGUAUGGAGAUUAUGUGUAGUCGACUACAGAAAGCAAGAAAAACAUCACGGAGUGAUGCUGAGUAUCUGGCGUCCCCUGCCAGAUGUCUGUUCCCUCCUAAAGGAAGGAAGUCGGUACAGAAUCUACCAGCUGUUGGCAUCGCAGUCCAAAGGAAGGUCGAACCCAGCUAAAAUACAGUUAACAGCAACAAAGAAAACUCAGUAUCUACAAUUACCAGUUUCACAAAAGAUGCUGUCACAGAUCUUCUCUCCUAGAAAGGCUCUGACGUUCACAAGUUUAUCAGAUCCUUCUUUUCAGCCAGCAUGUGCUGAAGUUGAUUUAGUGGGAGUUGUAGUUUCUAUGGGCAGAACAGGUUUCACUACUCUGGUGUACUUGUCUGACGAGAGCUACAACCUGGUGGCAGUGAAGCUCCGCGCAGACCUUGGGCACGCGGCGGGGGGCGACGUGGUGGCGCGCGGCUCCCUCGUCUGCGCCAGCAACCUGCAGUGGCAGCCGGCCCCGCGCGCCGGCCUGCCCGUGCUCUGCGCUGGGGAGCUCUCCGUCUUCUCUGCCAGCCCCAAGGAAAACUACCUGCAGCAGAAGUUCAGCCAGCUGAGGAGCAGGAUAGAGAAUAUGGAUUCCUUUUGUUCUGAGGCCGAAAGAAUACUCAUGAAUUUGCUUCAAAGAAAUAGUCCAUUUACACCCAAUUUACCUAAAAGAUACGGCUUGGAAUGUCCUUCCCCUUGCAACACAGGCCUCCCUGCAGGGCCCACCAGUUUGGUAUCUUCUCCUAAUUUUGAAGUAAAUUAUCACAGCCCCUUGGUAAAUAGCGUGCAGAAUUCAAAGCUUGUUGGACAAGGCUCAGCAGGAGUGUCCUCAUCUGCUCUGGCUAACGAAGAGCACCCCAAGAGCAGCAGGAAGAGGAAGGCUCUGGAGCUGCUCAGCCGCAUCCCGGCCCCCCCUCCCCUCACACCCAUCUCCUCGGUUCUUUCCCCGGCUCUAAAAAAGGCGUUUCAGCCUCCGCGGCGCUUGGGCUUUCAGCACAGCAGGUCACCCAAAGCGACGCACUGGAGUAUUGGUGAUGCCACUGCCAGGGGGAAGCUGGCAGAGACUGUCCAGCUGGCUGAGAACGACCUGGUUGCAGAUGAAGAACUUGCCAUGAUUAAUACCCAAGCCCUCCUCAGUGCUUUACCAGAAGAAAAGAAGAGCGAGUGUGUAAAUGAAAAUAGCAGUACAAUAGUUACGGAUUUAUCUGAUGUUCUUUCACGAAAAAAUAGUUCUAGGUCUACUGGGGAAGCAAAUAACUCUUCAAAAAACUAUGUUGAAGGAGCUGUGGCUUUUCAGAAGGACGCAGAGGAAGCCGAGGGCUCGUUAACAGACUGCAGAAAGAUACAGAGACAAAAAGAAUAA
Tinamus guttatus (white-throated tinamou) is the source of this 10383-nucleotide messenger RNA. NCBI's taxonomy places the organism in Eukaryota, Metazoa, Chordata, Aves, Tinamiformes, Tinamidae. The record is from RefSeq and is a predicted model, not a curated record.